AUGGGCCAAAGCCUUUCCCAGCCAUGCCAAUCCCUGUUGUGUCUUUCCAGUUGCCCAAGUUUUGGCUGAAGAUGAUUCCUUGACUCUCCCCGUGGAUGUUGCCAAGGGGAAGACGGGCUUCUUCAGAAAGAUGUUUCACGCGGCCAUACAUCUGGUGUGGAGCGGUUCUGCCAAUGCCACCCAAGUGGCGGCACCCAAGGCCCCGGCGGUGGCAGCGGCGACGACGACGACACCAUCUCCAACCCAGGCCCAUGUCUGUGCUACCCGCGUCAAAAUGGGGCCGGAGCUGAACUUCUCUCUCCAGCUCCUCAACGAGGACCUCAGUGUCUCGGUGGAACCCGGCGCUUACCUCCAAGGCGAAGCCAUCCGGAUCCAGGCCUCCCUCCAGGCAGAAGCCGGGUUCUUCCCGAAACUGUUCAUAGACAGAUGCUACGUGCUGGACAACCCACAACAGAGCCAGUCCCGGGCACUCUUCUUCAUUGUGGACAACCAUGGGUGCCUCUACCCCGGCAACUUGAAGGCGGCCUGGUUCCGUCAAGAGGACCCGGCCGUGGUGCUGACCAUGCAGACCCGCGCUUUCUGGCUGGAUGACAAAACCCCCGAGAUCCAUGUUCAUUGUUUACUUGCGGCCUGGAGUCAGAAGAGCCCAGCCAGUCCUGGGAAGAAGACCUGCUCCUACAACGUCACCUCAGCCCUAUGGAAGAACGUGGAUGAGCCCUCUCGUCCCUCGGUCUGCCUCUGCUGCCAUGGCGUCUGCCCCUCGGAGCCCGGUCCCCUUGACCAUCCCCAAGGCUUUGUGGGCAAAGGGCAGCUCCACUGGGUGGCCCUGGGUCCUCUGCGCCUAAGGAAGGAAGGGCUGCCCUGGUUGGAAGGGCACGGCCAGACGGUGAAGAAGCUGCUGGUGGUGAGCGCGGUCUUUGUGGGCAGCUGCGUGCUGGGCACCCUCGUGGCCCUGGGCCUGGCCCUCUUCCACCACCUGCGCCACAGCAGGAAAUACUGGCUGCUGAGUGGGGACCGGGCCGAGCACAUGGAGCUGCAGACGCUGGCCGGGGCCCUGGCCAUCAGAGAGGAGAUCGAGCAGGAGUCCCCCCUCAACUAGUGCAAGCUCCAGAACAACAGCCCCAAAAAGGACACCUGAGGAGGAGGAGGACUGCAUCCCAGAAGUGUCAAUAAAAAGGCCCACGGCCAUUUCCCAAA
Molecule: messenger RNA, 1197 nt
Organism: Anolis carolinensis (green anole)
Lineage: Eukaryota; Metazoa; Chordata; Lepidosauria; Squamata; Anolidae
Product: zona pellucida sperm-binding protein 3
Exons: 8
Coding region: 131-1099 (322 amino acids)
Source: RefSeq, a predicted model, not a curated record